AGCGGCAGCGGCAGCGGCAGCGGCAGCGGCAGCGGCAGCGGAGGUGGACACGGCCGCCGUGCGGGGCCAGGGCGAGCCCGGAGCCGUGAUCCCAGCCCUACGGAGCAGGCGGAGAGCGCAGAGUAAGGAAGCCACAGCAAAAAAUCCCUAGAAGGGCGAAGCCACGAGGGAGGGUCGCUGAGGGAAAACCGAAAUUCGGAAUGUCUCCUCUUGUCUCAGGAAAUAACUAGAGAAGAAGAAAAGUAAGCGUAAGCAAAACCAACUCAUUUGAUCCUGAUCCCUUAGUUUACCAUAAAUACAAUUUGAACGCAAAUACUUUGUAGGUGAUCCUACACCUGUUGUACUGCAACUUUAUAUAUAACAUUUAUCUGCAAAAUAGUAUUGUAAUUAAAACGUACUGUUUCCAGGAAAAUAAAUUCUCAGUUAAAGGGAUGGGGGCAACUUUUUGGCGUUUUGCUACAAUACACUUGCUGUCUUACCUCUGUUGGAGCAGGUUUCCCUGCAGUGAGGAAGCAACGUCUAGGAACCUCCCUGAGCCCGGCCCAUCCCCUGGUAUCAGAGGUAUCUGUAAAUAUGAGGCCACCGUGUCUUUCCGACCACUGUCAAUAACCAGAAAGCCAGCCUCACACGGGGGUUGGUCCAGGCACAGGAGAAACGGUAAGGGGUCUGAACGCCACCUGGGCAGCCCCAACGUGCUCAGGGUACGUGCCCUGUGAAACAUCGGGCGCAGCCUGUGCAUCAGGGCAGACCUCGCAAAACCGCUGUCAGCAGCUUGGGCGUGGGAGAGUCCGCUUGGUCAGGCAAAGUCGGCCUGCUUUGCCCUUGAGGACCGUCCCUCCCGGUGCCAGUGACAGGGUGGGCUGGCCGGGUCCGGAGAGGGCCGGGAACGCAGUCGUGAUCCUGCCCGCUACAUGCAGCGAACAGACACGGACACGUGUGCCUGGAGAUGCAGCCGGGGGGCACAGUCUGGCCCUGUGGUCGCAGUGUGGUUUGUGCCCUCUCUGCCCAUGGCCCUGGAGAAGACAGAUUAUUUCUCCUCUCUUUGCAGCUGCCUUUUGGGGGUUGAAGACUGCUGCCAUGCCCCCAUUAAUUUGCCUCGGCUAAAUUUACCACUGUCGUAAAUGAGGAAAAUACAUUGCUUAUGGCUGAGAACAAGCCUCCCACUUUUAACAGAAAAUGCUGCAAGAAGAACAAAGAGAAGUAUCAAUAUAACAUUAUGUAUGAAAAUGAUAUUUCACUAAAAUAACAAGUCAAAAGUAUUUUGAUCACGUGCUCACAUUAGUCUUUGUAGAUACCUGUAAACUUUUCUUACUCUUUUUGAUACAGUUAAAGCCUUCUAGGUUGAAUUUGUAGUACAAUACAAAGUAUAUACUUUUGUCUGCAAAAGACACAUUUGACAUUUUUACAGAUAUUCAAAGCACUUUAACAUAUGCUCUGGAAAGGAGAAAUGCUACGUAAUCUACCUUGCCAUUUCUAUUGCAUCCAUUACUGUGACAUGUAAGUGUCCUGCUUAGGCCAGGAUGGGCCGCUCCUUUCAGCAGUGCAAAUCAGAUGUCUGUUUUGGGCCACCUCCUUAUGAAUCAUGUAGGAUUGUGUCUCACGGACUAAAAAGCUUGAAUUUGCCUUGGUGCAGUGGGGACUGUUCAGCUGUUAAGCUUUGGUCACUGACUUUGUCUAUAGGGCUAAGGCGGCAGGUUAGACAGAAUUAUAUGGUGGGCUGGAUUUGGCCUUUGGUCUACCAGUUAGGUUCUCCUCUCUCUCCGUAGUUUAGGCUACGCUCACCAGUUCCCUGUUUAUUCUGCUUUGUUUUGUCCUCUAAAAAACAGGAUGUACACGUACAGAGAGAAGCCUGUACCUUGAAUUACCCGAGCAAAGUCAAAAUGACAACUGCACAGACACCGCCUUGCCAAUAUAUCAGCUGGCAAGAAUGUGGCUUACCUACACCCUAAUAAAAGAACGCCCAGCAAUCAUGGCAAGGUACCCAGAGGUGUCAAAAAAGAUGUGUGUUCCUCAUGUACAGGUAUGUCCUGUCUGUCCUGAAAUUUACCUACCCUACCCUUUUUCAAGGAUGGCAGACGUUAGUUGGUGGACUUCUGCUUCAUGUCUCUUGGAAGCUGGGAUGGGUGGAGAUAAGCUUGUGUUCAAGGUCUGACAUCCUGUCAUGCCUUCCUGCUUCAGCACUUUUUGUGGGCAUUAUUUAUGCUGGCUCCAGAGCACUGUCUAGAUUGCCAAUUCCGAUGUUCCUUACAGUACACAAUGCAGCAGAAGUUAUAACCUGUGGGUUCCAGAAGUUUGUGCAGAAAGAGCAGACCUCUCUUCUGAAAGUCUGUAGUGCAUUGUUCCUCCUGGUAGCAGCAGUGUGCCUUCCUUUAUGUGACACACAGUUUGAUCCAAAUGGUUAUUUAUGGGCUUUUAUUCACUUGAUCUGUCUCGGGUCUUACAAAGUAUUUCACAAGUUAUGGAAACCUAGCUCUCUAAGUGACCUGGACCAGCAGUAUAUCAACUAUGUAUUCAGUGUGGUGCUGUUGGCCUCUGCAUCCCAUCCAGCAGGUGAUCUCUUCAGUGCCUUGGACUUUCCAUUCCUGUACUUCUACAGAUUUCAUAGCAGCUGCUGUGCCAGUGGACUGUUGGGAUUCUUUCUGAUGUUGCACACAGCAAAACUGAAAAACAGCACAACCUCAGGGCAAUAUGCAGCAUGGAGUUUCCUUGCAAAGGUUAUCACUGCUGGCUUAUCACCAUUCUUCUUUGUCAUGACCGCAAAUGUACUAACAAUUUCUUGCCUUGUGAUCAGUGGAGUUGGAGAAGCGUUGCUUGCUUACACUGAAAGGACAGGCACGUAGAGAGGAACCAUAUCUCACCAGCUGGAAAAGAGCUGACCUGCAGCUUAGAAACUCUAUCAUGAAUAAAAUGCAGCAGCAAGAAUGAAGAAAUGCAACCAAACACAAGGAAAGAGACCCAUUGUUCUUUUAUUAAGAAGGGGAAAAUAUGCUAUGAAUAGUGUCCAUAAGAGAGCAGCAUAGUUGGUAGGGUGAUUAGGAGGCUUUGCCUCAAAGCACAAAACAAAAGCUGCUAUUUCUGAUUGAUGUGGUAAAGGAAAAACUGCACUGUCUCAUGCUGAUGGCUCUGUGUGAGAACCUCUCAGUAGCAGCUUCUUGCACAGGGAUCUGAACUCAGGAAAAGCAGCAUUCCUCACUGGCUGCCCCCAAUUUUUGUUGGAGGCUGACAGCACAUUGUACCAAGCAAUGUCAGAAUCCAGAUCCUGCUGUGAAUUGAGUAUCAGGAAGCAUGGAUUUUGUUCCCAACUGUUCUGUAGCAGCAAGCUACCACACACAGGCCUCUAGUCACGUCGUCUGAACUGCCAGAGUGACUGAGGCCAUGGGGCUUCUGAAGAUAGUUCCCUUCUGCGAUUGUGGCAGAUUGGCAGCUUUGCUGAAUGGGGAAAUCAGCAAUAAAUCUUAUUGUCUGUA
Molecule: messenger RNA, 3467 nt
Organism: Dromaius novaehollandiae (emu)
Lineage: Eukaryota; Metazoa; Chordata; Aves; Casuariiformes; Dromaiidae
Gene: SLC35D4
Product: transmembrane protein 241
Exons: 17
Coding region: 2013-2840 (275 amino acids)
Cellular component (GO): Golgi apparatus
Molecular function (GO): antiporter activity; GDP-fucose transmembrane transporter activity
Source: RefSeq, a predicted model, not a curated record